Molecule: messenger RNA, 5071 nt
Organism: Polistes canadensis
Lineage: Eukaryota; Metazoa; Arthropoda; Insecta; Hymenoptera; Vespidae
Gene: Cep164
Product: putative mediator of RNA polymerase II transcription subunit 24
Exons: 11
Coding region: 92-4213 (1373 amino acids)
Molecular function (GO): protein binding
Source: RefSeq, a predicted model, not a curated record
AGUGGUGGUGGUAGUAAUAGUAGUGGUGGUGGUGGUGGUGGUUGUGAUUGUGAUUGUGGUGGUGGUGGUGGUGGCAUCAUCGUAGUUCAGGAUGAGCUCUUCUCAGCAAGAAAAUGCUACUACCAUCGCCUGCAGGGAGGUUUUCGACGAAACUUCUCACCCCUCAAACGAAGAGGUAUUGGAUUAUGCGAAAAGACUCGGAAUCGAUCCAGAUACCGAAGCACAUUUACUUCCAUUGGCACGCGAAGGACUGAUGGCUGCCCUUCCAAAGGGAUGGAUACCUUGUUAUCACGAGGCAAGUGGUGCUUGGUAUUAUUAUCAAGCAUCCACCAGUACAACAACAUGGGAACAUCCUUUAGAUUCGGUUUAUAGGGAACUAGUUGAUCAAGUUAGGAGUGGUAACCGGCAAAUGAGUGUUGAAGAAGACUCAAAGACAACGGCCAAAGAUUUGGAGUCGCACGAGGAAGCGAGUUUGCCGAAAGAACCUAGCGUUUCUCGUGAAAAUACGUCGUCGACCUUGAGAACGAAGAUACCGACUAAAUUAGCGCCAUUGAAAAAAAUCGAUCGUAGUCAACAAGAUGUCAGGAAGAAAGAAGAUAGAAUACGUUCACGAAGAGAAAGCGAUACUAAAUCCGAUAUGAUUUCGUCAUUAUCAACCGAUCGUGCUGCCAGAGAUUACACGAAUUUGAAAUUUCAAGAUCCUAAUUUUUACGAGUGUCCAAAAUUGUUGGACAACAACGUAGCCGUAGUGUCUGGUAGUACAGAAACCACAACGCCAAUCACGACACCUAAAAAGGAAUUGGAUUUGAAGGAAGUAUUGAAAAGAUCCGAAUCGUUGAGUCCAAGACACGAAAAAGAUUGGGAACAAUUAUCGAGUAAAUUCAGUUCGGAAGAGAAUAUCAUUGAUAUUGAUAAAUUAAGUGCCAGUGCGUUGGCUAGAUCGGACAAAACCGAUCUUAAGUUUGACAAAGAAAAACAUCCAAGUCAAUUGGGCCAACAAAAGGAAUUAACGUUAAGCGGCGGUGGUUCGAUGUUUUUAAAAAGUAAUCGUAGCAGGGAUACUACCCCUAGUCAGGACAGUGCUAAAUUAGAAGAUUUUCGUGUAGGUUUAGGUGCUGAUGUUGUUGUUCUACCGGACGCGCUCAAGUCAAUCUUGAGAGAAAAACAAUCGGAGGAUGACGAGAGGCCAUUGGACGAGGAACGGAAAAGUGUACGAUUUGAUCUAGAAAAAGAGGUCGAUAUUAAAUUCACAUAUCCUGGAUCGGAAGACGAAUGGGAUUCCGGAUCGGAAGAACAUGAUCAACCAAUAUCUAAUACGACUAUUGUUGAUCGUCAAUCGGAUACUACGACGUCGGUAUGGAAAGCAACACCUAAUCGUUCCUUUGACGAUGACGAUAAAAUUGAGGUUGACGAUGUUAAUAUUAAAAAGAGUACAUUGAUAACCAAAUUGCAACCAUUACCAAAGAGUAGUAAAAUAGUUGGAAAGAGAUUCGUCGUAAGGAACGUUUCCGAAAUUGAACAUCGAACACAAAUGAACGCUAACGAUACAAUAACAACAACAGCAACAACAACGUCUGUUAUUAAAACUGACAAUGACAAUGAAUGUAUUACUACUACGAACUUACCGAAAAUGACUAAAAGUAAAUUUGAGAAUAUUAAAAAUAUCGAUUUGAUAUCGAAAGGCGAAACUGAAUCGAGUAUUACAAAAAAUACUGACUCCAUUAGCGUACCAGAUAAAACUUGGAAGACCACCGUCAGAUUACAUAAUAUCGGUACCAAUGGUAAUUUAGAUCUUGCCAGGAUCGUUAAGGAAUUUGAAAGUUCUAAUCGUAAUACUGGCAAAUCGAAGUUAGAACAUUCGAGAAGUUUAGAAGAUACGAAAAUAAAUUUAACCAAGGAACACGAGGUGGAUAUCGAAACGUUGAAGAAAGAAUUUGAAGAAAAAUUAGAACUUGCUAGGAAAGAAUUUGAAGAUAAUCUACGGAUAGAAAAGGAAACACUCAGGCAUAAUUUUGAAGAAAAGUUGAUUGAAUUUAAACGAGAAAUGGCUGAGAAGGAAGAACAAGAGAUACAAAAAUUAAUAGCAGGAAUGGACGAGUCAAGGGCAGAAAAUUUGAAGAAGGUCAGAGAAGAAUUAGAAGUUUGUUACGAGAAGGAACGUUUGGAAAUUUUGACGAGUUUAAAGAGCGAACUUAACGAAAGAAAACGUGAACUUCUCGAGUUAAGGAAUCAAGAAAUGGAGAAGCUGGAGACCGAACACGAACGUGAUCUAGGUGAAGAAAAAUUAGCGAAGUUGAACGAGUUUGAAUUGAAUAAGCAACAAACGGAAAGGAUAGAGGCAUUGAAAAAGGAAUUGGACAAGGAGUUCGAUGAAGUUAAAAAUGAACUAAGAAUGCAACAAAGGGAGAAAAUAACUAAGCUUACUGAGGAACACGAUAAGUGUCUUGCCGAUAUCCUGCGAGACUUUAGAAUCGACGAGGGUCUUGCACGUAAGAUGUACAAACAACGAUUAGAGGAUAUCCGUGCUGAUUUUUCGCGUGAACUCGAGAAGGAAGCUAGAAAGCAGACCGAACGUGCCCUACAACAGGAAUGCAUGGACUUCGAGAAAAUACGUUGCGAGAGACGCCUACUAGAAGACAAGUAUAUAGCCUUGAAGGAGAAAUACAUCAAAUUGAAGAACGAUGUUAGACUAACCGUCGAAAGAAGAAAUAAAAGCACAGGUGGUGGUGGUGGUUACACGACGACAUCGGAAACUGAAAGAUCAAAAACUGAAAGAACUAAUUCAUCCGAUAAAAAUACCCCACUGAGGAGCACACAUUCAACGAAUUCGAUGGCAAACGCUAAGCCAACGGAUAUAAUUCGGACAACAAAAACAACAGCAGCAGCAGCAGCAACAACAGGAACAAAUACGACAGCAACAACAGCAGGAACAAACGACAAGAGUCAGAGUUUAAACGAAAGCGAGGAUUCGAAAAGCGCGGCUAAUAGGAGCAGCAGCAACCAGGGGGGGUUUCGUGGCAUUGUUCAGACCAAUAGCGUGCCUUCUACGAAGAACGCCGCGAAAUUUGAAUCCGACGACACUACUACGGCGAGUGAAACUAACGCGAACACAAUGAGAAGGCGUAAAAGUCUUGGAAGAAAAAUUACGUCGAAUAACAAACAACAAUUAAAUGUUAAUCCCAAUACCGUUAUUGCCGGUACCGGCAACAACACACACAAUAACAACAAUAAUAUAGAAAAUCCCGUAGAAAAUAUCCGAAAACAAUUGGAAAAGCUCGAACAUCUUGGGGAUCAAUUACCGAGCAACGAAACGGCCUACACUCUUCGAUAUCCUUUCCAAGAUAAAGCACCAGCAAAUGCGUCCUCGGAGUUGGAAUUCUUUCGGCAUCGGAUACACGUUGAAAGGGACUCAGUGAGAAGGGCUAGAGAAGCAUGGAAACAACAGAGGAAUGCUUUUCAGGGUAGACAAAGAGCUUUGAAACAACGAAGUGCUCGAGCUACGUUAGAACAAUUGGUCCAGGAAGAACGUGAACUUUCUGACAUGGAGGUCAGUUUACAUCGUACGAGAAGUCUUUUAGGUGAAAAAGUAAUACACUUGAGACACUUGGAACAAUCAUUGGAAAGAGUAGCUAAUGCCAAAAGAAACGAAAACGAUGCUACUUCUACGAAAAACGACGAAUUGACCCUAAGCGAUAUGUCCAGCGCAAGUAGCGGAUUCAGUUCAACAGAUAUUGGAACUGAUACCUUUAUAGACAAACCUGAUCAUUAUCAAGAGUCGACAGAAAUAAUCGCCAAUUUAGAGAAUCUUAACUCAGAGAUACGUGAGAUUUGGAAUGUUUUGAAUAAACGUCAAGAUAGUAAUAAUAUACCACCACCUACUUUGAUGUAUUCAUAUUUAAGAUGGCUACGUCUUCAUCCAUUAACUGCUUCGACUAGUAACAUGCAAGAUAUAUUAUUUUUAGAUACUUUCGGUACACCGAAUAUACAAUCAAACAUUUUGUCGCAAUUAACCGCAGCGCAACCACCACCAACAACAACCACUCAAAACAUAAUCGCACAGUAUGGUAACAGUGGUUUCACAACCAGCGUUGGAAACACCGUAGAAAAAAGUUCAUCGAAUUUGGCUGAUAGAACAAGAAAUCUCAGGGAUUGGUUGAGACAAGCUCGUGUUGAGACAACUGAUAUGAUUGGCCCUGGAAAAGCAACCCUCUAAACAAAAAUUUAAUACAAAACCAACCAAGAAGAAUAUAUAAUAAUAUAUCAGCUAUAACAACAGUGGUGAAUUAAGUAGUCGUGUAGGGCCCCGAAAUACCAAAGCGUCCCAAAUGAAUUCCCGAGAUCUUCAAGAUUUCUUUUCAUUAGGGUUCGAAAAGAAUUACAUUUUAUCAAAAUAAAUUUAAUUAAUCAGUGUUAUGAUAUGCGUGUGAAAUUUUUUACAUAAGUUUUUCUUUUCGAUUGAUAAAUACUUAAUGAGAAUUUUUUUCAAACAUAUUUUUUUAUUCCAACUUAAGUUUGUGGAGCCCCCGAUUGACUUGAUCCGUCACUGUAUAUAACAAUAAGACCAAUGUCCUUCUUCCUCGUAUAUCUCUUAUCCGUAGCUGUGAAAUUCUUACUUAAACUAUCGUUUAUCAAACAUAGAAUGAAGAAAUUGACAAAAAAUACGUUCUUGCUGACGAUUAGUUCCUCGACUAUUUAAAAAAAAAAAUAAACUAAUCAAAUCCUUUCUUGAAUUAUAUUAACGAAUUAGACGUGAUAUUUACCAGAAUUUAGUUUUCGCAAAUAACGGUGAAACUAUAUACAUAUAUAUAUAUAUAUAUAUACUAUUUUAUGAUUGAAAUAGUUCUAAACGUGAUUAAAAUACACAUACACGUACACACAAGCCAAAUUCCAUAAGUAAAGAUGACGAAAGAAAGACAAACUUUAUUGAAAUAACAAAAAAUAAAUUGUCUGACGAUGAAUCUUAUAACAAAGUAUGAUCUUCAAUCGCGUUUAUCUUGAAUGAAUUUAUUCAAUUCAAUUAAAAUAUAGAAUUGUAGGUGUAAAAAUAGAGAGAAAGAGAGAGAGAGAGAGA